This is a messenger RNA of Aspergillus alliaceus, 1246 nucleotides long. RefSeq lists its product as uncharacterized. The coding region runs from base 137 to 616 and encodes 159 amino acids. Lineage: Eukaryota; Fungi; Ascomycota; Eurotiomycetes; Eurotiales; Aspergillaceae. The transcript has 2 exons. The record is from RefSeq and is a predicted model, not a curated record.
CGAUGGCCGCCUUCCAACUGCGAGUUUCUGAUCGAUGACCUACUGAAGCCAGACUGGUCUACACCUUUUGUAAAUGUGAACUAUAUUCACGUCGGCGAACUAAGGGGAGAUCACAGACUUCUGGCCUCCAUCUUGGAUGGAGCUUAUAGGUACAAACCCUCUCCCGCAAGAUCUCGUAUACUCACUAAAUUGGUGGUCUAGAUAUUGUUCGGCGGGAGGUGUUAUUGAGAUCUGGGACACCACCGUAAAGUUCCACGAUCCCAAUGGUGCAAGCCCACUCCACAACCUGUGGAGAGAUAUGGAAACAGCCUAUAAUAUGGAUGAACGGUCGCUCAAUCUUCCAUUCAUAUAUUCUGAAGAGAUCGAACGUCGCGGUUUUGUCAAUGUGGUGGAGAAAGUUUAUCAUCUACCGCUCAACCUGUCAGUCCCCGGCCCAGCAACCUCGCUCGUCGCAAGUUGGGCAGAUGGACCGGAGGCAUACAGUAGCGAGUUGUUGGUUAGACACCUUGGAAGACGACACCUCGAUAUUUCUAUACAGGGUGCUGCAGCACGUCAAGCCGUACGACUGGGUGUCGAAGGUUGGCUACAGAUUCGAGUUACAUCCGGUCAGAAAUAGGCCUCGCCAAAACCCACCCAAGUCUCACGGCUGAACAUAAAGCAUCUAUUGUCCACGGACCAAGAUAUAUGGAGAGAGGGGCCCACGUAGCCUAAUCGUGGUCCCCUCAAUACGUGAAAGCGCGCAAUUAUGAGGCCAUACCCCCAAUGGAUGUCCCGAUCAAGAUCGACCAGAUGGGACCGCUCGAUGUUAUUCCAACUAUCAGCCUGCCGUGUUUCAGAUUGCAGGAUAGGCUAAAAUGAGACGCAACGCAGAGUCAAGGCUUUGAAUGUUUUAUCUACAGCUUUCCCCCGGGUAACCGUAUAAAUUGGAUUAUGGUCACACCGAUCGUGGCCUCUCAGGUAGCAUCCUGGUGGGCAUCAUGGGUCAUGGCUGGUUGUCCAGAAAGGACUACUUUUCGUGGGAUUUGUCGAUGCGUAUUCCUUGGUCUUCGUAGUUGUACACGUAGCCAUUUCGUUUAUCGUUACAUUCUAGUGUCUGAAAUACCGGUUUGUGUUGACAUCUGACACGCAGUUAUUCGCUCGGAUGAGACGUCGCUGGGGUCAGGUUUUUCCAACAGCUACAUGAAUUUACCAUAGGCGCCUAUAGCGUCGACCAAUUGUAUAUCAUCAAAGGAAGCCAGCAGGUACC